CGAGCAAUAUCAAUAACUCAAAACAGAAAAUAUGAACAACCAAGACAAAAUCAUGAUCGAGAAGGAGACCACCGACAAGAUCGAGAUCAAGACCAAGAACGGCCUCAACGAACAAGAACAGGAAGUCAAGAUGGACAACAUGAGCGACCUAGACAAAACCACGAAUGGCCUCGGCGAAAAAUGGCCAGAACCAAUCAUCCGGGUGCAGUCCCUGGCCGAGAGCAACCUCGCCACCGUCCCCGACCGUUUCAUCAAGCCGCCAUCUCAACGCCCUAAUGAAACCAUCACUAUUAAUCAACAACCGGAAGAUGGCGCCAUAAAUAUCCCAGUCAUAGACCUAAGCAGCAUCUUAUCCGGCAAUCAAAAGGACAAGGAGAGGAUCUCGGAAGCAUGCCGUGAGUUUGGCUUCUUUCAGGUGAUCAACCAUGGGGUGAGGCCGGAGCUGAUGGCCGCCGCUAGAGAAGCUUGGAGAAGCUUCUUCCAUUUGCCUGUAGAAGCCAAAGAAGCUUACUCAAACUCCCCAAGUACCUAUGAAGGUUACGGAAGCAGAUUGGGCGUGGAAAAAGGAGCACUUCUUGAUUGGAAUGAUUAUUACUUUCUCAAUUUUCUUCCGCUUGCCUUGAAGGAUCUCAACAAAUGGCCUUCUUUACCAUCAAACAUUAGAGAAGUGGUGGACGAGUACGGUGAAGAACUAGUGAAGCUAGGCGAGAGACUUAUGAGAAUAUUAUCGUCAAACUUGGGAGUAAAUGAAGAACAACUUCAAGAAGCAUUUGGUGGAGAAGACUUUAGUGCAUGCAUGAGGGUUAACUAUUACCCGAAAUGCCCUCGACCAGAGCUUGCCCUCGGCCUCUCUCCUCAUUCAGAUCCCGGCGGCAUUACCAUCCUCUUGCCGGAUGAUCAAGUCGCCGGCCUUCAAGUCCAUCACGGUGACACGUGGAUUACCGUCAAUGCUCUCCCCAACGCCUUUGUCGUCAAUCUAGGCGAUCAAAUGCAGAUACUAAGCAAUUCGAUAUACAAGAGUUCGGAGCAUCGUGUGAUAGUUAACUCGCAGAAAGAAAGGGUUUCACUUGCAUUCUUCUAUAACCCUAAGAGUGACAUUCGUAUCCAGCCACUGGAACAACUUAUCAGCUCUACAAAUCCUCCUUUAUAUCCUCCCUUGUCCUAUGAUGAAUACAGACUCUUCAUUCGAACUCACGGUCCACGUGGCAAAUCCUAUGUUGAGUCUCAUGUAUCCCUCGUUAAUGGAUAAAGAGACGAAAUGCUACUUGGUGAGGACGUCGAGGUUAUGGAGAUAUCAGAAAGAUACUAGAAGAUGCUAAGGAUCGACGGAGAUAUAUAUAUUGGAGAUCAGAAUGAAUCAAUAAAAUAUCUAUAAUACUAUCGUUGUUUAUAGUUCGUGUGAUUUGAAUAAUUUGUGGUUGCUAUGUAUUUUCAGUUAUUGUAGUAUCAAAUAUAUAAUAUCAAUUAAU
Messenger RNA from Brassica oleracea var. oleracea, 1469 nucleotides. Its product is annotated as leucoanthocyanidin dioxygenase-like. The coding region runs from base 32 to 1249 and encodes 405 amino acids. NCBI's taxonomy places the organism in Eukaryota, Viridiplantae, Streptophyta, Magnoliopsida, Brassicales, Brassicaceae. The record is from RefSeq and is a predicted model, not a curated record. The transcript has 5 exons.